UCAAUAAUUGAGCGCGCGAGUAGACGGACCCCACGCGCUAUGUGUUCUACUGCGCGCGGAAUCGAAAUCAAGGGCCUUGAUCCGCUUUCAAUCGGCUAUUCCACUACGGACUGAGAGGAGAACACUGGAAGUGCUGGUAAAAUAUCAAUGACAGUACAGAGUCGGUGAGGGGGAAAACUGUUUGUAGUCUUGACUUGAACAGUUGGAAAGGACUUCAUUUUACAGUGAGGAGAGGUUUGGAGCGGUUUCGGUUUCCCGUGCACGGCAGGGGAUUUGAGCGGAAUAUCUUUGUGAGAAGACUGCUGUUAGGUGCAGAGUGAAGUUGGCAUUAUGUUAACGUUGGUUCUAGGCGCAGUGUGGCUAGUGUGCCAUGCAUACGCACAGAAUGAGACAGAACCCAUUGUACUAGAGGGGAAAUGCCUGGUUGUGUGCGACUCAAAUCCGACCGCGGACCCGACUGGGACGGCUCUUGGGAUAUCGGUGCGUUCGGGGAGCGCCAAAGUGGCUUUUUCCGUGGUGAGGAACACGAAUCACGAACCGUCUGAGAUGAGCAAUCGAACAAUGGUGAUCUACUUUGAUCAGGUACUUGUGAACAUAGGUAGAAGUUUCGAUGAGGAAAGGAGCAAUUUCUUCUCCCCGCGCAAAGGGAUAUACAGUUUUAAUUUCCACGUAGUGAAAGUGUAUAACCGUCAAACCAUCCAGGUGAGCCUGAUGCACAAUGGCUGGCCAGUGAUCUCCGCCUUUGCUGGGGAUCAGGACGUCACGCGCGAAGCAGCCAGUAACGGCGUCCUGAUUCAAAUGGAGAAAGGUGACCGCGCCUACCUCAAGCUGGAGCGGGGCAACCUGAUGGGCGGCUGGAAGUACUCCACAUUCUCUGGCUUCCUGGUCUUCCCCCUGUAGAGGAGGGGCACGACAAGGAGGGACUAUUGCUCUUUAGCUCGCCGGCUUGUGGGAGAUAGAAGGGAUAUGAGGGUGGAUGAGAUAUAGGAUGCUAGCGAGAAUGUAAAGAAAAAAUAUAGAAAGAGAAAAUUUUGUGGCAGGCUCUCAGUCGCACUCACUUCGCUCUGCUGCUUGACUACAGCUCUGGACAGCCAAAACUUUUUUAUUAUCCUUAUUAUAAACGAUAAUUGAAACGAUCCGGAAAGAAAGCAUACAGAAGACCGUGGCCCUUCCCCUCCCGUUCAUCCCAUCGCAAUUCCCCCUCGAAAUUGUUCAUCUGCUCUGAGGAUCGUCCUUCAGCAGCCCAGAUCUCCAUUUCACACAGAUCAUCUCUGUAUAUUCUCUCCAUAAAUGCAUACUGUGAGUCUCAGAUAUCAUUCUCAUUCUUGUCAGUACCCAGGUCUAGUCGCCCUUCUCUGGCCUGCUCUACUGCUCCUCUCGCUCACUCUUUCCUUCCUCUGAGAGGGUGUCUGUGCUGUGUCAUGACUGAUAGAUCUCUGGAUCCCAACAAAAAGACUGCAUACUGGAUAUAUACAUAUAUAAAUACAUUAAAAGUUUCUAUAUGAUUAUGAUAUACUCCAUGCCUAACUGAAUUUGGUCAACUCUCUGUAUUUCUGUAUUUCAGUGUUAAUACUUAGUGAUUGUGUGUGGAUUAUCAGGCUGCUGUCCAACUACCAAUGCUUCUUGUUUUUGUUUCGGUCAGAAAUGUGGCUAAGAUUAAACUAUAUCAGAAAUACUAUAAAGUACUAUAAAGUUUUAUUAUCAUUGAUUGUAAAAUAUAUGUGAACAUUUACCAGACAAAAUCCUCCCUUUUAUUCAGUUACAUUACCUAUUGUUUUUUUCUUUGAUUCAAUAAAGAUUAAAUGGUACUUUUCUUAA
Molecule: messenger RNA, 1818 nt
Organism: Triplophysa rosa
Lineage: Eukaryota; Metazoa; Chordata; Actinopteri; Cypriniformes; Nemacheilidae
Gene: cbln1
Product: cerebellin 1 precursor
Exons: 3
Coding region: 331-900 (189 amino acids)
Cellular component (GO): synaptic cleft; glutamatergic synapse
Molecular function (GO): protein binding
Source: RefSeq, a predicted model, not a curated record